UCCCCUAAUUAUCCUCCUUUACCAUUAACCACCAAAUAGGGGAGAAAAAGGAAACCUUAUAACCAUCAAACUCUAUUUCUAUUUUGUCCAACAAAUUAAUAUCCCAUUCCAUAUUCUCCUCUUCUUGGGAAAAUAGGGAGAGAAGAGAGAGUACUUUGUUUGUAUUUUUUUGGCUUAUUUUUCAGGUUGCACAUACACAAAUUAAAUUCUUAUUGAAGGGAAAAGGAAGAUUCUGUUAAGCUUAAUAUGUUUUGUUGAAAUAAAUAAUCAUUAAAUUGGUGAUGGAGUUGUGGGAGAAGAUGAUGGAUCCUAUGCGCAAAGCUUGGAGUAGAGUUUCUACACGUCUUCACAUUCGUAAAACUGGGCAUGUAAAGCUACACCGUGAUGUGAGGAAAUGUGAAUAUGAAGAUGUUCAAAUUUUGUGGGAUAUGCUGAAAAAGAACGAAACAGGAGACGCUACUAAAUCUCCUGGACGCAAAAAAGUUCGAUUUUGGGAUAUUAUUGAUUGGGCUAAACGUGCUCCCUUCAUUUGCCGUAGCGUGUGAUCAAUAUGUUUUAAUUGUAUUUUCUGCUUGCAUAUCUCAAAUAUCUGUGUGUUUUUAUCAAGAUGAAUGAUCGUGAACUCUUUCAUGCCCUUAGUUUCACUUAAUUGAAACGGAACUAUAUAUUGAUCAUGUGGAUUUAUGAGAUUUGGUUCUAGUGGUAGUUUGAAAUGUUGCAUGAAUGAUAUUGGAGUAUGUAUAAUUUCUUGGAG
Molecule: messenger RNA, 754 nt
Organism: Solanum dulcamara
Lineage: Eukaryota; Viridiplantae; Streptophyta; Magnoliopsida; Solanales; Solanaceae
Exons: 2
Coding region: 282-545 (87 amino acids)
Source: RefSeq, a predicted model, not a curated record